GUCACUGUAAUUUAUGAUAUUAAUUAUGUUCAUUGUGUUGAAUGUCAACGAAAUUGGUUAAUUUCCAAAAACAUAAUUACAAGUACAACGAUUUUAUUCGUUUUUCAAUGAAAAUAUAGUGCAUAUAUUGAAUCCUAACAAUUCUAUUCUAAAUAUUUUAUUCGGGAUGCCUUGACGAAAGAAAUUUUAUUUCUGAGCUUGUUGCAUUUAUUUUAUAAACAAAUUAUCUUCCAAUUGACAAAAUUUGUCUAAAUAAAAGUGUUAGGAAGAGUUUAAUGAUGUCAGCCACUGAAACUACGGUUAUUUUUGCAAAGCUAGAAGCGUUGAAAGACAUUAAGUCAAAAACACUUCAAUUGGAAAAAAUGAAGCAAAGAAUUUUGCAAGAAGUAGAACAGACUGAACAAGAAGAAAAAUGUUUGUUAGAAUAUAAACAGGAAAUGGAUCUUCUUAUGCAAGAAAAAAUGGCACAUGUUGAAGAAUUACGACAAAUACAUGCAGAUAUAAAUGCGAUGGAAGCUGUUAUUAAACAAGCAGAAGAAGCUAGAAAUAAAGCAAGAGAGACUGCAAAAUUAAUUCACAAUAAUGAUUAUCAACCUUUAAAACAUGAUAUUGAUCGUAUGCGUAGAGAAUUUUUAGGAUUGGAAAGGUUACCAGAAUUAUAUGAAACAGAAUCUGAUCUCAUUUCACCAGAUUAUUUUGACCGUCCAAUGCAAAAAGCAGAAUGGAGAGUAGAAGUAAGAGGAGAAGAUUUAUUACCUCCUCUUACUUUACAUCAUCCUGGCCAUCCAGGUGGUUCAACGCCUUUUCUUGCUCCUCAACCUCUUCAAGGUCCAAGUAAGCCAGAACCAAGACCAUUACCACCAGCCCCAGGCCCACCUGCUCCAACAUUCAGGUACCACUGGCAACAACCACCUCCUAUGAAAUCAUGCUUAUCAUGUCACCAACAAAUUCAUAGAAAUGCACCAAUCUGUCCUCUUUGUAAAGCUAAAUCUCGAUCACGUAAUCCCAAGAAACCAAAGAAAAAAGAUUAAUUAUAAUUAUAAGUGUUAUUUAUAUAAAAUCAACCAUUUCAGUCAUAUAAUUCUAAGAAUACAUGUUAAUGUUUUUUAUAACUUAAAAUAAUUCAAUUCCUAUAAAAACAUCCAUUUAUACAAAAUGUAUGUAUUUAUAGUAAUGUUUUUAAUUUUUUGUAAAAAUUAUUUUUCAUUUUUACAAUAUCUAUACCAACAAUUGUAAGACAUUAAAUUGUCAUAAUAAUUGACAAUUAAAUAAUUUUUACUUUCAUUAAGAUAUACAAAUAAAUUUAAAUAUGUUUUAUGAUUUUAAUUUUCAUAAAUUUGAAAUUGCAAUCCUAAUUUCUUAAUACAAUACAUGUUGCUUUAUCCAUAUUCUUUAUUGUAUACAUUAUUUAAGAAUAUAAUUAUUUUAGAAAACAUA
This is a messenger RNA of Apis mellifera (honey bee), 1437 nucleotides long. Its product is annotated as zinc finger C4H2 domain-containing protein. Gene Ontology annotation, biological process: positive regulation of neuron differentiation. The transcript is spliced from 5 exons. The record is from RefSeq and is a predicted model, not a curated record. Lineage: Eukaryota; Metazoa; Arthropoda; Insecta; Hymenoptera; Apidae. The coding region runs from base 276 to 1031 and encodes 251 amino acids. Gene Ontology annotation, cellular component: nucleus.